AUGAUCUGGCUCUCAGCGCCGCCCUCACUGUCAUCGCGUAAGACGCUGGUCGCCGCAUUAUUCGGCCUCUUAUUGUUCUGGCAUCUCUUCUCAUUUGACUGGUCGACUUUCCGUCAAUUUCAUCCUCCAACUUCCAUCAAGCCGCUUCCAACUGAGAAGCCCCAUAAACUACCUCUUGUUCAGGCUGACGCAAGUAAAUUUCGCCAUACUGCAACGACUCAGAGUCGACAAAGAGCUGUUCGCGAUGAGUUUCUACGCAGUUACAAAUCGUACAGGCAGUACGCUUGGAUGAGGGAUGAGCUCACGCCCAUUUCCGCUCAGGGCAAGGAUACUUUUGGCGGCUGGGCAGCAACCUUGGUCGACUCUUUAGACACGCUCUGGAUUAUGGAUCUCAAGCACGAGUUCGGCGAAGCUGCCCAGGCCGCUGCGACGUUGGACUGGGCCAAGACUGAUGAAGGUGCUGUCAACCUGUUUGAAACCACGAUCCGUCAUCUCGGUGGUCUUCUUGGCGCCUAUGAACUGAGCGGCGAGAAGGUACUACUCCAGAAAGCUUUGGAGCUGGGUGAAAUGCUGUAUGUUGCUUUUGACACGCCGAACCGAAUGCCUGGCUUCUGGCUCAACUUCGAAGAAGCCCGAACUGGGAAACAAGUUGCUGGAGUUCAUGAUCCUUCGGCUUCACCUAGUUCCCUCGUCAUGGAGUUUACCAAGCUCUCGAUGUUAACUGGUUACCCCAAGUUCUACGAUGCAACAGAUCGCGUGUCGCAGUUUCUCGAAAGGAUUCAGAACAGCACGUUAUUACCAGGCAUGUGGCCUCUUAGCCUGGAUUUCCAGAACGAGCAAGCACAUGACAAUACGUUCUCUCUCGGUGCACUAGCUGACUCGCUCUAUGAAUACUUGCCUAAGAUGCAUGCACUUCUGGGCGGCGUGGAUGAGAAAUACCCCGUCAUGUACCGCACGGCCAUGGAUGUUGUAGCCAAGCAUUUGCUCUACCGACCCAUGGUACCGGGACAAGACGACAUACUAUUCUCCGGCGACACCCGUGUCAAUAACGACAAGAUCGAGCUGAGCACCGAAAGCCAGCAUCUUACAUGUUUUGCCGGAGGCAUGUUCGGGCUCGGCGGCAAGCUCUUGGAAAUUGACGAGCACGUCAAGAUUGGAGAAAAGCUCGCACGGGGUUGUGGCUGGGCGUACAAGUCAUUCCCAACAGGCAUGAUGCCCGAGAUCUUCAAUCUUCUGUCAUGUCCAAGUCUAGAGCCUUGUAGCUAUGAGAGAGAGCGUUGGACUCCUGCACGAGACGGUAUACCGCCUGGUUUCCAACAUGCUCGAGACGCACGAUAUCUCCUCCGGCCUGAAGCUAUUGAGAGUGUCUUCAUCAUGUAUCGCAUCACAGCCGAUCCGAUCUGGCAGGAUAUGGCUUGGGACAUGUUCCAAGCAAUUCUCCGAUUCACGUCCACUCCGUAUGGCAACGCAGCAAUUGAAGACGUUGUCAAUCUGAAUACUAAACAGACGGAUUCCAUGGAGAGCUUCUGGCUAUCUGAAACACUUAAAUAUUUCUACCUCAUCUUUUCACCGCCAACUCUCAUAACCCUGCCACCCCGUCCGCAUGGCCGCCACGGGUUUGAGAUAGCUAUCAUCUGUGCUCUUACUCUCGAGGCUGAUGCCGUUGAAGCUUUGUUCGAUUGCUAUUGGGACGAUGACGGUCCGCCUUUCGACAAAGAGCCAGGCGACCCCAACAGUUACUCCACCGGUGUGAUCGGCCGGCACAACGUUGUUCUUGCAUAUAUGCCAGGAAUGGGUAAAGCCAACGCUGCUGCAGUGGCUUCCAAUUGUCGAGCGAGUUUUCGAGGCAUCAAACUUGCCCUUGUGGUUGGUGUGUGUGGUGCUGUCCCCUUUGGCCCCGCUAAUGACGAGAUCGUGCUCGGAGACGUCAUAAUUAGUGAUGGUGUUGUGCAGUAUGACCUUGGGCGGCUAGACUCACUGGGCAGGCCGAGCCAAGAGAUACGAGGAAUCAUGGCAAAACUCAAAGGACUUCGGCAUCAUCGGCAGCUGAGCUCCAAGAUGGCAGACUACCUGAAGGUUCUUCGUCAGGAACCUGAACUGCGUGCUGAAUAUCCUGGACCUACAAAGGACAGACUGUUCGAGGCUUCUUACCGUCAUACACAAGACAAGAAGUUGUGUGAGCAGCUCGGAUGCAAUGGUAACCUAGUGUCACGAAGCCGCCUCGAGACUACUGAGGUGUGUCUCCCACCUGCUGUCCACUUCGGUCUCGUGGCUUCUGGAGACUCGGUGAUGAAGUCUGGCGAGGACCGAGACCAAAUCGCAGCAGCGGAAGGCGUUAUUGCGUUUGAGAUGGAGGCUGCUGGCGUCUGGGAUACCUUCCCAUGCGUUGUCAUCAAAGGCGCUUGUGACUAUGCUGACAGCCACAAAAGCAAAGUCUGGCAGCGAUAUGCAGCAGCUACUGCGGCAGCUUGUACAAAGGCUUUUCUGGGUUUCUGGAUCCCUUCACCUCCUCAAGGUUUGUUCCAUUGA
Fusarium coffeatum is the source of this 2529-nucleotide messenger RNA. RefSeq lists its product as uncharacterized. Gene Ontology annotation, molecular function: mannosyl-oligosaccharide 1,2-alpha-mannosidase activity; calcium ion binding. The record is from RefSeq and is a predicted model, not a curated record. The transcript has 3 exons. Gene Ontology annotation, cellular component: Golgi membrane; endoplasmic reticulum. NCBI's taxonomy places the organism in Eukaryota, Fungi, Ascomycota, Sordariomycetes, Hypocreales, Nectriaceae. Gene Ontology annotation, biological process: N-glycan processing; nucleoside metabolic process; carbohydrate metabolic process. The coding region runs from base 1 to 2529 and encodes 842 amino acids.